Cynocephalus volans (Philippine flying lemur) is the source of this 1218-nucleotide messenger RNA. It is a transcript of the gene KLRG1, whose product is annotated as killer cell lectin like receptor G1. Bases 180 to 599 code for a protein of 139 amino acids. The record is from RefSeq and is a predicted model, not a curated record. Lineage: Eukaryota; Metazoa; Chordata; Mammalia; Dermoptera; Cynocephalidae. The transcript has 5 exons.
CUUUCCCGAUCGCUCGCCGCCUGCGAGAGGCGCUGUCCCGCCGUCUGCCGGCUCGGAGCCUCGUCUCCAACGGUGGCACCUAGAGGACAGUGGAGCGAUGGGGUCGUGAGCCUUCUUCUUCCAGGCCUUCUCCUUCGUACUUUGUAGCAAUAGCUUUGGGGCUCCUGACUGUAAUUCUCAUGAUUUUGCUGCUAUACCGCUGGAUUCCGUACCAGGGUUCCAACUCCUCCACCUGUGCCAGCUGUCCUAGUUGCCCAGACUUCUGGACGAGAUAUGGUAACCAUUGUUAUUAUUUCUCGGUGGAGAAAAAGGACUGGAAUUCUAGUCUGGAAUUCUGCUUAGCCAAAGGCUCCCAUCUCCUUGUGUUUAUAGAUGACCAGGAAAUGAACCAGUUCAAAUGUUUUCUCAAUGACGACUUUCGCUGGAUUGGUCUGAGGGACAAUUCUGGCUGGAGGUGGGAAGAUGGAUCAGCUCUAAACUCAUCAAGGAUUACUUCUAAUAGCUUCGUACAGAAGUGUGGUACCAUCAACAGAAUUGGUCUCCAAGCCUCCAGCUGUGAAGUUCUUUUACAGUGGGUGUGUAAGAAGGUCAGACUUUGAUGGACGGUCACUCUGACCUGAUCUUCAGCUCUGUCCUUGUAAGGGGAGAGAAGGCCACUGGCUGUAGGGAUCGCCACGAGUGUGUAUUUAGUGAAUGCUGAACCUUCUAAGGUACGGCGUUAGAUCUAAGAUCAAUGCAGCCUCCUCAGGAUUGAUGCUUUACUUCUGCAUUCUCUUUGAGACUAUUUUGAUAUAGUGUUAACAAUCUAAAGAUCAGAUCUAAGCCAAUUUGUGAAAUAGAUGCAGUUUGUUUUUAGUAUUUCUCACUCUAGCAACUCAUCUUGCCUCCUUCAUUCCCACCCCCACCCCCUCUGUCAAAAAUAUACCUUUUCUAUAUUAUAUUCUGAGCUAAUAUGAUGAAAUCUGUACAAAUAUAUACUAUUGCUAACGUACUGGUUAGGUUUUAUGUGUGCUGAUGAGUUAGCAUGUUACUUCUCCCCGAUCAUGUAUUUUUAUCCUAACAGUGGCUCUUUGCAGAUAAAGCUUUUCUCUAAAGAAUAAUGCUAAUGGUGAGAGUAUAAAAUGUGGAAAGUAGGCGAGGGCAGGGUGGCACUUCCUGUUUCUCAGCUCUUCACACUUACGUAACGACCUGGACUUGACUGAUUUUGUUUCUUUCUGA